AUGGGUAUCAUCGAGACGAUUUUUCGCGGCAACCAACGCCGCAAACAGGUGCCCGACUAUGUGCCCAAAUAUUUGGAGCAGUACGAGCGUCUCUACGGAAAUGUCGACUACAACGAGCCGGCAGUCGACAAUCCGCGGCGAUCGGAGAGGAAGUGCCAGGAGACAACGCAAGAAGUCAUCGAAACGCCCAUCACACGAAGCACCGAUGUCGAUAUUCCGCUUCUCUUCCCCUUCACCUUUUAUCUUCUAAUUAGUUACAUGUUUGGAUUUAUUCUCAUAUUGUACCAGAUCACCCGCUUACCAUUACAUGAUUAUCAAAAGAAAGACGUGUACAGUAUCACCGAGGUGAUACGAGUUAGUCGACGCCAAUGGCUACAAUACGUCACGAUUUGCUCAAUUGUCAUCGGAAUGUAUCGAGUUGCUAACUCAAUUUUCGAACUAUUCCUAGCAAGACUUAACUACAAAAUGCUAAAAUCAACGGAAUAUCGUAAUCGAAUGCGGUAUUAUAGCUCGUUUUGUAAAGAACGACACGAAUUGCAUAAAUUAUCGAUGAAAUUCAUGGCGACGUAUCCUACCAACAAAUAUAUUGAAAAAGUCAAUGAUGUGGUCGGAAGCGAUAAAGUUCGCCUUUUAAGGAGCCGUUAUUAA
This is a messenger RNA of Caenorhabditis bovis, 648 nucleotides long. NCBI's taxonomy places the organism in Eukaryota, Metazoa, Nematoda, Chromadorea, Rhabditida, Rhabditidae. The record is from the annotation of a GenBank genome assembly.